Lecanosticta acicola is the source of this 1402-nucleotide messenger RNA. Lineage: Eukaryota; Fungi; Ascomycota; Dothideomycetes; Mycosphaerellales; Mycosphaerellaceae. The record is from the annotation of a GenBank genome assembly.
AUGGCCAUGUCACAGGCAGCAUACCAGGCCGAGAAGGCUCUCGGCCACGGCGACAAUGCCGUCACAGCACAGGAUGUCUCAAACCCUGCGAUGGACCGUGAGAAAUAUGGUGAUCCGAGCGAGAACAUGAAAGCCUUGGCUUGGAUGGGGAAGAAGUCGGUCGAAAUGAGUGCGUCUUCUCCCUUCUUCCAUUUCGUUUCUACACCCUUGACUGACUUCUCCCACAGUCGAAUGCCCCAAGCCCAAGAUCAUCGAACCUCGCGACGUAAUUCUCAAAAUCACCGGCAGCACCGUCUGCGGCUCGGACCUGCACUUAUACCAUGGCACCGUUGUCGAAUUGGCGAAGGGGGACAUCCUAGGUCAUGAGUUCUGUGGUGUAGUAGACGAGAUGGGAUCAGCUGUCACCGGACUGCAGAAAGGAGACCGGGUCGUGGCAAGCUUCCAGAUUGCUUGUGGAGAUUGCAUUUAUUGCAAGAAGAAGCUCACGUCACAAUGUGCUCGGACGAACUCGAACACGAUUCACAAUGCGAUGUAUGGAGGACGCACGGCCGGCAUGUUUGGAUACUCGCAUUUCACCGGUGGAUUUGCGGGUGGACAGGCUGAGUACACGAGGGUCCCGUUUGGAGACGUCAACCUACUCAAGCUGCCUGAUGAUGUCCCGGAUGAGAAGGGUCUGUACUUGUCGGAUGUGCUCUGCACGAGCUGGCAUUGCGUUGUGGACACCGGAGUCAAAGAAGGAGAUGUGGUUGCCAUUUGGGGAGCUGGACCGAUCGGACAGAUGGCUGCAGAGUUCUCUCUCCUCAAUGGCGCGAGCAGAGUCAUCAUCAUCGACAGCAAUUGGCGCUUGGACUACGUCAAGGAGAAGUACCCCAAGGUGGAGACUCUGGAUUACUCGCAGCUCAAGGGCACCAAGGCCGUCGUCACCAAAUUGAAGGAGAUUUGCGAUGGCUACGGCCCCGACGUUGCUUUGGAGUGCGUAGCCGGCGAAUAUCCCAAGGGCUGGUUCCACACCAUUCAGAUGAUGGCCGGUUUGGAAACGGACACCAGCGAGAUCCUCAACGAGAUGAUCGAGAGCGUCAAGAACUUUGGCCGUGUCGGCAUCACUGGUGUGUACGUCGGCUACACCAACAACUUCAACAUUGGCUCUGUGAUGGAGCGCGGCAUUCGCUUCAUUGGGAACGGUCAAGCUCCUGUGCAACUGUACUGGAAGGAGUUGCUGGAGAAGAUUCAGAAGGGAGAGAUUGAUCCGUUGAAGAUGCUCUCUCAUCGGGUGAAAUUGGACGAUCUCGACAAAGUCUACGAGGAUUUCGAGCAGAAGAACGACGGCAUGCAGAAGGUGUUCGUGGAGACGAGAUUUUCGGCGCCACCGGCUCCAGGCAGUCCAGCGUUGAAGACGUAUUAG